AAGCUUCAAUAGAUAGUGAUGAAUCCUAUGAAUCAGGUGUAGAAGAUUCAACAAAUAAUGUGUUAGAAGAUAUGUCUUCUAAAUUUAGAAGGUUUGAUGGCAAAUAUGGGCCAUAUUUUCCAAACUUUACAUCUCAAACAAAAGAACAGUUUAUAGAGAUUGAAGGUCAACAUUCUAAAACUAACAAGGACCGAUUAGAAGUUGAGACAGAAAUAUUAAACAAUUGGAAUAUAAAGCAAAAUUUAGCUGUAUCUAGGUUAUGUACUUGUUGGGCAAUUGAAGCCAAAGUAUUAAAACUUGCAUUCUCUCUUUCUAUGACAAAAAAUAGAUAUCAGGAAUUGCAAGAAUUACUUGAAAGUGAAUGUGAAACACUAUUACAAGAUGGCCCCUGA
Messenger RNA from Dentiscutata erythropus, 392 nucleotides. NCBI's taxonomy places the organism in Eukaryota, Fungi, Glomeromycota, Glomeromycetes, Diversisporales, Gigasporaceae. The record is from the annotation of a GenBank genome assembly.